Messenger RNA from Sardina pilchardus (European sardine), 1752 nucleotides. It is a transcript of the gene tmed1a, whose product is annotated as transmembrane p24 trafficking protein 1a. Gene Ontology annotation, biological process: intracellular protein transport; endoplasmic reticulum to Golgi vesicle-mediated transport; Golgi organization. Bases 106 to 894 code for a protein of 262 amino acids. The transcript has 4 exons. The record is from RefSeq and is a predicted model, not a curated record. Lineage: Eukaryota; Metazoa; Chordata; Actinopteri; Clupeiformes; Clupeidae. Gene Ontology annotation, cellular component: Golgi apparatus; endoplasmic reticulum; COPII-coated ER to Golgi transport vesicle.
CAAAAAUGGCGGAAUAUCCCUUUAAGGCUAAAACUCGGCAUUUCCGAUCGCCAUUAAAAUGAAUGAUCCUAUCAUGCAAAUAAGAUUCUCCCACCGGUAGCCACAAUGGCAUCGGAUCCUCUGAUUGGUUAUCGAAGGCGAACGCCGGUUCCUGUUUUUCAUGAAGUACCAACAGGAAUUCCCUACCUACCUGUAUCACUGCAAUUAUCGGCUUGGGCAAUGGAGUCUCUCUUGAGGUUGGGCAUACUAGUGUCACUACUUGCCUCCUUUGCGGACGUCGUGGUCACCUUUUCAAAGAACCAAGACGUCGAGUUCACGUUCGUCUUACCUGCCGGCGCAACUGAGUGUUUUUUUCAGACAGUUAUUGGUCAAAGUAGUUUGGAAGUUGAAUAUCAGGUCCUAGCUGGCUCAUCACUGGAGGUUGGCUUCUCUCUCAUCUCCCCCAAUGGGUACAGACAGGUGUCUGAUUUCAGGAAGUCAGAUGGCAUCCAUACGGUGGACCCCGCCGAGGAUGGAGACUACCGAGUCUGUUUCGACAACAGCUUCAGCAUGUUCUCAGAGAAGAUGGUGCUGGUGAGGCUGGUCAUGAGCGGGUCUGCGGACACCUUUGGAGAAGGCAACUGGGAAAACACACUUGAAAUCGACAGCAUGCUGGAGUACAAGCUGGUGGACAUCAGGGACACAAUUGACGCAGUGCACCGACGCCUGGAGCGCAGUCGGCAGACGCAGGCGACCCUGCGGGCGUUUGAGACACGCGACCGCUACCUGCUGGAGGACAACAUGUGGCGCGUGUCCUUCUGGUCCUGUGCCAACCUGCUGGUCAUGCUCACCGUGGCCCUGGCACAGGUGUACACACUUCGCCGCUUCUUCGACGACAAGCGGGUCCGCACCUGAGGGCGGAGUCGGAACGCUUUAUCCUCGCGCACCAUUUCAGAGGUCGCAGCGAGGAGAGCGGGAGGGAGCAGCGAACCGCCUGGAGAACAAAGAAGCUGUGCAAUGCCAGGGGAGGCUGCUAUGAACUGCUAUGAGGCGUGAUAUUUGAUGAUCGUUUAAGGCCGACCCUGAAGCAAUGAACGUGUUGUGAGAUGGAGAGGGUUGAUGAAGAUGACUGAUGAGGGUAAAGUUAGACAAGGGAAGACUAGUCAGUUAUAAUGAAUCACAGAUGUCUCCUCAGAUGAGUGUGUGGGGUUGGGUCAUGUGACCUCAGUCAAAAGGGCACUGUAAAGCCAAUCAAAAGGCAAUCUGUGACUGUUUUGAUUAUUUUUUUUUAGCAAACAACUUUUAAUUUCUAUCUUCAUUACGUAGUUGGUUUGAUUUAGAAAUGCCAAAUACCAUCAUCAAUGAUAUUGAUCCUACCCACAAUCAGUCAAUAUUUCACCCUGGUCGUCUCUAGGCAGUGUCUAGGUGUCUGCCUUUGCGAUAUUAGGGUUCUCCAGAUUGUGGCCGACUCUUGAAAUGAUCUGGGCCAGAUUUUGCACGAGAUUUCCUUUGAAGUCACCUUCUGUCUGUUUCGUGGUUAACUUCUUCAGACAUGACCUUUAACUUGAUCAUGGGACUUUCCACCUUUUCAUCUACAUUGUUUUUUUUUAUACAUAUUUGUUAGUUGCAGUGUGCAUUGUGAAAUGCAAGGGUUAAAAAAAGAAAAGAAAAAAGGACUGCAAAUGAUAACUGAUUUGGAUUAAUCCAUGUAAUGUUAUAGUUGUCUUAAUAACAAUGUAUGUGGAUGUAAAGCAAUGGGUAGCAGGUAUUUAU